CAACGGCUACUACUACAACAACAUGCCACGACCCACAGCCCAGAACCAACAGCCUACCAUCGAACACGACCACGACGAUGAAACGGAUGACGAUCGGGAUGAGGCAGAGGCAGAGGCGAUUGCCGAUGCACUGCUGGGACGGAAGACUCAGACCAGACUCUCGAUUGGCAAUCACAUCCACUCAUCAUCACCAUCCAGGCUUAGCUGUCUGGAAGAAGGACAGGUACAUGAGGAAGACGAAGGCCAUCAACUUCAAAGCAGAUCCAUCCCAGAGAACUCAUCAACCGGACCACAACCACCACCCUCAUCACUACUCGAUCGACUCGGGCCACCCUCCCAAUCAGCCUCACUAACCUCAUCUAGCUCACCACAGGAUGAUCGAGCCAGGAAAACCCAUGUCCAAAUCCCAGAGGAACCAAAACCACUGUCGAGGAACUCGAGAGCAGCACAUAGGCAACAACAACAACAAGCUCACUCCCCCAAACGACCGCACCACUCACGCUCCAGAUCUCCCAAUCGUCAGCCACCCUUGUCGGCUACCGAACAGAGGCGGGCCUCACUCAGCUCUCGCAUCACCCUCUCCAAUCGACAUCACUCCUGCUCACCCAUCGCCCUCCAGUUCGACGUCCAAUCCAGGUGCCAGCAGAUCGCCCGUCGCUUCUCAUCCCCCUCCAACUCAACCCCAACCAGAAAGGAUGCCCGCGAACAGCGUGAAGGAGCACCUGCCCCAUCUGCCCCACGCAACGAAUCCAACAACCAUCAACAUCGCCCUCAUCACCAUCACUCAUCAUCCUCUCAAUCUCACCACCAACACACCACCAACAACAACAACAACAUUAACAACAACAACCCAGGUCCAAGCUCCAAUAGUAAGGCCUCAAACUCGAACGCCAUAGCACUCCCAACAAACAAGUCACCAACCCUGAAGAAUCCAGCACUCAGAGUCUCGGUCCUAAUCGAAAACUUGCCAUCCUUUACAGUCCUAACUCCUAGGAGGCUCUACGACCAUCUAGCCCAUUUGGUACCUCCUAAGCACAGACAAGAGGCCACCCUUCCCUAUGGACUCAAACUUUACAGAUACGCUCGUUCGGAUUGCGUCUGUGCCGAGCUCAGGUUUCAUGCUCUUGUUGCCGCCCGUAACUUCGCUCACAAAGCUUCCCGGGCUUGGCCUUCGAUCUGGUAUACCGCCUCCAAGGCCCCUCCAGACACACGCAAGAAAUUCAUGGAAUUCACCGUCCUCGAGGGAGAUAAACCAGUCACUUGGCCUAGUCGCUUCGAAACUUACUAUCCUAAGCUCAAAUCGGACCUGUUAGACCGGCCCAACACUCGAGCUGUCGAAGAAGAGCCCAGCACGGUGGAAACGGAAACCAGUCCAAGUGCUCCGCAAGCGCGACAGGCUCCCAUCCCUGAAUUCGGACGUCGGAGACCAGCAUCGACCAAUCCAUCAACAGCACCUGCAGCGUCCAAGUUCCCCAAGCCCACAAACGCUUCGGCGUCAAAAGCUGGUAGUUCAGAUCGUCCCAAAGGUCGUCCUGCUGAAGAAGAACAUGUUGCCCCAGUAAAGAAGAAAGCACGCCCGCCUGCCUUGCAAGCCCCAUCCAUAGAGGAAUCUCACGAAUUGAUCAAGAAUGAGAUAUCUAUCCUACUCAGUCAAUCAUCAAGCUCAAAACCACCAAAGGACACUAAACUCACACCCUCUAAUGAGCCUCCUCAAGAUACCAAACCUCCGAUGGCCAAGACCUCUGCCAAGGAUGCAAAUCCACCACUCACCCAUCAACCUGCCAAUGGUCAACUCUUCAAAACUUGCGACGAUUCUCCAGCGGGUCCAGUGCCUGCGUCAACUCAGUCAGAUGAACAUCAACCACCAUUCACCUCGGUUAUCAAUGUACCAAUAGCACCCCCAGCGUCGGGCUUGAAAAUACCAGGUCUGAAUGGAAGAGCAGGACAGCAAGAAAACCCAUCGCCAGCGUUGACCUUGCAAUCUGCGAGCUCGAAGAGUCCCGAGUCUGCGGACACGAAAUUCCCUAAUCCUCUGUUCACCAUGGAGAGCAUCCCGAAAGACCCGAAGGAUCAAAUGAAUGGGGUCUUAUUGAGCAAGAUGCUCCCCUCGAUCACCCUCUCAGUCCUCCAGAGUCACUUCUUAAUCCCCAAUCGACCACGCGAUUUCAGGAUCUUCGAGCCCAUUCAAAUCUCUUAUGGUCCCUUCUUCUCCCCUCAUCCAGUCGAUCAGAUGAUCUCCUCCAGCUCUUCUUCUUCUUCGUCCAACAACCACAAUCCCUUCAAUCAUCAACUCGAGAUCGGCUGUCUGAUCUCCUUUAGUGAUCCGAAUACUGCUGCUCACUUUUGUAGGGUCUUGGAACUCAAUUCUCCCUUUCAUCCUUUACAGGUUCGCGUGGUCGACCCUGCGCACAUUCAAUUCCUCCCCUCGGCAUCAACGAUCAGUAAUCCACCGAAACAGCAGCAAGGAUAUAUGGACCCAAGCGGGACCUUCUAUGGCUCGACGAGUGGUUUCUACGGGAACGGGGGGUAUCUGGAUGUGCAGAACCAAUACAAUUGGUCGACGGUCCCACGUGAGAUGAUCCAGUCGGGCAGUCCGUUAGGGAUCGGGCCGACGAGCCAGCUGGCCGAGUCACGUCCGUCGAGUCUGCCGAUCCACCCACACCAACAUGCCGAGAUGGUCUAUAAUAACAGCCCCUACGGCUAUCUGAACGACUACAACAAUCACCUGCUCGGCCAUCAUAUGUCCCCACAUCCCACCCCCUCUCCUCUCUCCUUCGGCCCCUCACUCUCCUACAACAACCACUCUCCUUUCUCGAUCACCAAUCAUCCCCCCGCCGUCUCCGACCCUUCGCAAGACCUCUCUUCCCUCCUCUCUUCCUCCUCUUCAACCUCUCAGAAUUUCGUCAACCAUCAACUCCCGCCUAUCCCUCCCCCGCAAUCCCAGGCUACUAAUAACCUUCAUCCUCCCUCCUCUCGAAUCUCUCAAGACUUCUCUCAUCAUCCUUUACCACCUCUUCCUCUCUUUACCCCUCAACGAUCUCCUCCUCCUCCUACCCUACCACCACCAACGACGACGACAACAACAACAACCACAGCAACGGCGGCGACGACGACGACGACUGCAACUGCUUCUACUUCUAAUUCUUCACACGAUAUCCAGCUUUCUAAUGCUCAACAACCUCCUUCGGCUUCCACUUCAGUUGACUCACUUGAAAUCCUUACCUUCUUACCCAAUCCUUCUUCUUUCGAUCAUACUAAUUUCAAUUCGAAUUCGAAUUCGGUCAAUUCGGGUUCUAAUUCGAAUUCGAAUCCUUACUUUUAUUCGAAUUCGAUGGCUAGCUCUCAAUCGAUUUCUCAUUCAAACUUCAAUCCUAAUCCCAAUCCGGAUUCGAAUUCCAGUUCCAAUCUGAAUACCGAUUCACACUCGAAUUCGAACUCGAAUCCGGAUCUGAAUCCCAAUGACCAUGCCAACUCUAAUCCGAUUACCUCAACCAUAUCGGCUACUACUUUACCUUCAUCGACUUCGGAUCCUGCUGCGGCUUCUGAUCCUUCUUCGACUUCUGAUCCUAAUUCGCAACUUCAACGGCUGGAACGGCUCAAGAAAAUCUUGCAGGCUAGGAAAACUGGUGUUCAUUAAUC
Molecule: messenger RNA, 3639 nt
Organism: Puccinia graminis f. sp. tritici CRL 75-36-700-3
Lineage: Eukaryota; Fungi; Basidiomycota; Pucciniomycetes; Pucciniales; Pucciniaceae
Exons: 7
Coding region: 23-3637 (1204 amino acids)
Source: RefSeq, a predicted model, not a curated record